CUUUGCAUCAUUUGUAGCAAGUAUAGUGGUAGUAUAUAUAUAAAAUUAACCAUGAGCAUCGUUGUUACUAUCAUCUUGAUCUUUGCUAUUUUAGCGGUGAGCCUUGACGGUAAAAGAGAGAAAACCAUGGAGCCGUGUCUCGAGUCGAUGAAGACGGCUUCACUGCCUGAUCUUCCUUACGCUUACGAUGCGCUAGAGCCAGCGAUCAGUGAGGAGAUCAUGCGGUUGCACCACCAAAAACACCACCAGACUUACGUCACUCAGUACAACAAAGCUCUCGGCAGCCUCCGCUCCGCCUUGGCCGACGGUGAUCACUCCUCCGUCGUCAAACUCCAAAGCCUCAUCAAGUUCAACGGCGGAGGUCACGUUAACCACGCAAUCUUCUGGAAGAACCUAGCCCCUGUUCAUGAAGGAGGUGGUAAGCCACCGCAAGAUCCUUUGUGUUCUGCGAUCGAUGCUCAUUUCGGAUCCUUAGAGGGAUUGAUGCAAAAGAUGAAUGCUGAAGGCGCUGCUGUGCAAGGAUCUGGAUGGGUGUGGUUUGGAUUAGACAAAGAGCUGAAGAGACUUGUCGUUGAGACCACAGCCAAUCAGGAUCCGUUGGUGACUAAAGGACCACAUUUGGUACCUCUAAUCGGGAUUGACGUAUGGGAGCACGCUUACUAUCCGCAGUACAAGAAUGCAAGAGCGGAGUACUUGAAGAACAUUUGGAGUGUGAUCAAUUGGAAAUAUGCCGCAGACAUAUUCGAGAAGCACAAUCGAGAUCUAAACGAGUUUUAGGGAAACAUAUAUAACAUCUAUGUCUAUAUAUGUCGAUAGAGUUGGUAAAGCCUAAUGUUUGAUAGAGUUAAUAAAAAUGGAAGUAGUGAAGAUCCAAUAAUUACAUUAAAAAUGCCAUGUACCUUGGGAAAGAAAUAAUGAUGUUGUUAUGUGCUGUGUGAUAUAAAGCUGUGAAUUGUGAUUUGUAUAGGCUUAUAGGCGACGGAUUCACUAGGUUACGUGCUGUGAUAUGAAGUAGUGAUUUGGUAAUUUUGGUAUAAGAUAUAUGACCUUGUUUAUUAACGUCAUU
Messenger RNA from Eutrema salsugineum, 1066 nucleotides. RefSeq names its product superoxide dismutase [Mn] 2, mitochondrial. Gene Ontology annotation, molecular function: metal ion binding; superoxide dismutase activity. The record is from RefSeq and is a predicted model, not a curated record. The transcript has 6 exons. Gene Ontology annotation, biological process: superoxide metabolic process. Lineage: Eukaryota; Viridiplantae; Streptophyta; Magnoliopsida; Brassicales; Brassicaceae. Bases 52 to 777 code for a protein of 241 amino acids. Gene Ontology annotation, cellular component: mitochondrion.